Trametes versicolor FP-101664 SS1 is the source of this 774-nucleotide messenger RNA. RefSeq lists its product as uncharacterized. Lineage: Eukaryota; Fungi; Basidiomycota; Agaricomycetes; Polyporales; Polyporaceae. Bases 1 to 774 code for a protein of 257 amino acids. The transcript is spliced from 2 exons. The record is from RefSeq and is a predicted model, not a curated record.
AUGAAACAGGUCAUGCUCCUACUGCUCAGUACUCAGCCUCUACCGCACAACACUCAGCCCCUCUGCCUAGUCGCAGUCGUGCGCGGGUCGAACGUCGCCGUCGGCACCGUCACCGUCUCAAACUCCGUCGUCGUGCUCGUCACCGUCCUCGUCCCCGGCACCGUGUCCGUCUCCGUCUCCGUGCUCGUCACUGCGCGCGUGCUCGUCACCACCGGCGUCGUCGUCGUGCGCGUCAAUGCCGUGCGCGUCCCCGUGCUCGUCGUCGUGUCCGUCUGCGUGCUCGUGACCGUGCGCGUCGUCGUGACGGGCAGCGUCGUGCUCGUCGUGGUGGUCGACGUCGACGUCUGCGUGAGCGUGGACGUGUCCGUGUCGGUCGUGGUGAUCUCCACCUGGCGCUUGGCGAGCGCGGUGCGCGUGACGGUGUGCGUCGUGGUCUCGAGCGUGAACGUCGGCAUGUACGUCGUCACGGUGCGCGUGGUGACCGCGGGGCAGGCUUUGGGGGAGGGGGUCAGGGCGCACGGACAGGGGUGGGUGGGAGGGUGCUUACUGUCGGCUGCGACGCCGGUGCAAGCGGCGAGCGCGAUGGCGAGGAGCGUGGCGAACCUGGUGUUCAUCAUCAUCAUCGUCGUGGAAGUGCUGGUGGGUCUUAUACUCCCUCCUGCCGCCCCGCACCCGCCAUCCAAGUACUCAACGCCUCAGAGCGCAACGCCCGACCCGACCGCCUCUGCGCGUCAUUGCAGACCACCCUCGCACUUGAUGGUCCGGUACGCCUGA